This is a messenger RNA of Arachis stenosperma, 1905 nucleotides long. Its product is annotated as GDP-fucose transporter 1-like. Gene Ontology annotation, cellular component: Golgi apparatus. The transcript has 2 exons. Lineage: Eukaryota; Viridiplantae; Streptophyta; Magnoliopsida; Fabales; Fabaceae. Gene Ontology annotation, molecular function: antiporter activity; GDP-fucose transmembrane transporter activity. The record is from RefSeq and is a predicted model, not a curated record. Bases 177 to 1247 code for a protein of 356 amino acids.
UCAGCUGGGCGCCCAAUUUUACUAUUUCAACCCUGACACGGUCUUCGUUUCCUUCCCUCCAUUUCUUUCUUGGUCUUCAAGAUCUCCCACUGCUCCUCAAUGUGUCCUCAAUGUGUCGGUGAUCUAAAUCAUAAACCCCAACCCCAAUCCCAGCCCUCUUUCUCACUCCGCCGCCAAUGUCUUCCAUUCGAAUCGACGCAUCGAAGCAGCACUACACCACCACCUUCCUCGUGGUCGGUUACGCACUCUGCUCCAGUCUCCUCGCCAUCAUCAACAAGUACGCCAUCACCCAAUUCAACUACCCCGGCCUCUUAACCGCACUCCAGUACCUCACUUCCGCCCUCGGCGUCUAUCUUCUCGGCAAAUUAGGGUUCCUCCACCACGACCCCUUCACUCUUGACACCGCCAAGCGCUUCUUCCCCGCUGCACUCGUCUUCUUCCUCGCCAUCUUCACCAACACCAACCUCCUCCGCCACGCCAAUGUCGACACCUUCAUCGUCUUCCGAUCUCUCACCCCUCUCCUCGUCGCCCUUGCCGACACCGUCUUCCGCCACCAGCCUUGCCCCUCCAAGCUCACAUUUUUCUCCCUCGUCGUUAUCCUUGCCGGCGCCGUCGGGUAUGUCUCCACUGAUUCCGCUUUCACCCUCACUGCUUAUUCUUGGGCUUUUGCUUAUCUUGUCACAAUCACCACUGAGAUGGUUUACAUCAAGCACAUGGUCAUGAAUCUAGGGUUGAACACUUGGGGUUUUGUUUUGUACAACAAUUUGUUGUCUCUCAUGAUUGCGCCCUUGUUCUGGUUCCUUACCGGUGAGAAUUUUGAGGUUUUCGAUGCUCUGAGAUCCGGUUCCGGGAGCUUGUUUGAUCCCAGUGCUCUUGCUGCUGUUGGGCUAUCCUGUGUGUUUGGAUUGGCGAUUAGUUUCUUUGGCUUUGCGGCAAGGAAGGCCGUUUCCGCCACGGCGUUUACUGUCACUGGCGUUGUGAACAAGUUUCUCACUGUGGCUAUCAAUGUGCUCAUUUGGGACAAGCACGCCAGCCCCUUCGGAUUGCUUUGUUUGCUAUUCACCAUUGUUGGUGGAGUUCUUUAUCAGCAGUCAGUUACAGGGCCUGCCCCGGUGCAGCGUGAUACAAUGGUGGAUGUUGAGAAGAAUCCUGGUGAUUAUGAUGAUGAUGGUCAUGAUUUGGAAGCUGAGAGACUAUUAAAGGGAAGUCAAAUACUUGGAAGCAGAGAAGGUUCUGCACUGUUUUGAUUUUGAGUUCUUUGGUUUAACCAAAGAGCGUCCUGUUUUCCAAGACUUCUAGAGGUCAUUGUAACCAAAUGCUGGACAUGUGUAUUAUUUGCUCUUGCUAAGUCACUGCCCUAAAAUAGCCCUGAACGGUUAUUUUACCUUCUUUGUGAUAUUUACCAAUGGAGUAUGGAUGUCUGCAAUCAAUUAUAGAUCCUAACUCUCUAACAGUGGGUUUUUUUUCCCCAGAAGCCUACCAAAUUUAACUUUACCGACAGGUAUUUUUAUUUCUUGAAAGGGAUUUCCCUGAAUGCCUUAGGAAUUCGCUUAAAUAUCUUGUGAACUUGUGAAGAAGGAUGUGGUGGUGGUGGGAACACCUUCUGUUGAAAUGUUACCCAAAAUUGUUAUGAUGUUUGAUGAAAAAGAUAGAAUCUGUUUGCUCUAUCUGUGUACUGGUGUGAUGCGGGAAUGCUACCAUGAGGUCCUUACAAAAUGUAAAGGUUUUGUCAAACGAUCAAGGGUGCGGCUUCAAGUUAUUUCAACACUGCUAUCUAUUAUUAUUAUUCAUAUUUAGUGCAGGGCAAGAUUGUAUCUGUCUUGGCACUUCAAAAUGCUGAAGAUGGAGAUAACUUAUUCAUAUUGUUCUAUAAUGACAAUUACUUAUCAGUUAUCAUUAUCGUAA